This is a messenger RNA of Punica granatum (pomegranate), 1637 nucleotides long. The record is from RefSeq and is a predicted model, not a curated record. Lineage: Eukaryota; Viridiplantae; Streptophyta; Magnoliopsida; Myrtales; Lythraceae.
UAGCCGCUUUCUCGUUAAAACCACAUUGAGACUUUCUCCUCCUCCUCUCUCUCUCUCUCUCUCUCUCUCUCUCUCUUUCUCUUCUCCCCUCCCAUCAUCGUCAUCUCUAGAUGCCAACAACAGCGCCCCUUUUGGAAGAAGGAGGAGGAGGACACGAGCCCACCACCUUGUUCUUUAUUCUUCGGUCUGUUCGAGAUCGGAAAUUUUGAUGUCUGGGAAGAUCUCUGACAUUGUUCGGUAGCUGUAUUCUUCUGGGGUUUACUAGGGAGGUAUAACAUCAAUGCCUUGGACGAAUCUCCCUGGAACAGAAUAAGGACUAUUAAGUUGUUGAGAAGGAUUUGAUUUUCGUAUUUGCUCGACACCUCGGAGCUCAUUCUGAUGGAUGGAGAUAAUGGCCUCAACAUGCGGAACUGGGGCUAUUACGAUGCGGGGCCGGCGGGGCCUUCCCUUCGAAGCCACCUUCCUCUUCAGCUCAUGUCGACCAUGCCUGAGAAGCCGCUCCUCGAUACACGCGCCGGUCUCAUGGGGCCCUCCAGUGGUGGGCCUUUCCAGCACCACCGAGAUAUUGGAGUCUCACACGGUAUGUUCCCCAUGGACUUCAUGAGAGAUCCCUGGAUUAGCAACAGGGAGAAGUUCCCCAACUUGUUGCCGGUAAACCACAACUACUCAAUGAUCCCUGAGACUUCUUCCACGGCUCAACACCAUAUGCAAAUGGUUCAGCCAUCUGACUUGGUCAAGGAGGAGAGAGGGGCGAUGACUCAAGUUGACGAAGUAGGUAUCGAGAUGGAGAAUAAUGUGAAUGGCCCCUCAAAGAAGAGGCAGCAGGGACCGAAGGCCCAGAAGUCACCAAAGCCGAAGAAGGCCAAGAAGGGCCCUCGGGUUCCCAAGCCUGAAACUGCAGUCGCCACCACACCUUCUGGUCCUCGGGCAAGGACUGUGAAGAAGACAACUGAGGUCAUGAUAAAUGGGAUCAACAUGGAUAUUUCAAGUAUUCCAAUACCAGUCUGCUCAUGCACUGGGACACCUCAACAGUGCUACCGCUGGGGCUCAGGGGGGUGGCAGUCUGCGUGCUGUACGACGGGACUUUCCAUGUACCCUCUCCCAAUGAGCACCAAGAGGCGAGGGGCGAGGAUUGCUGGGAGGAAAAUGAGUCUCGGAGCCUUCAAGAAGGUCCUAGAGAAACACGCCGCUGAGGGAUACAACUUUGCUAACCCGAUUGACCUAAGGACUCACUGGGCUAAACACGGAACUAAUAAGUUCGUCACCAUCAGAUAGAUGUUUUUGCUGGCUCAUGGUUGAGCAGGGUCCACCUCGUCUUUCAUUGUAUAUACUUAUCUUGGUGGCCCAAAGCAAAAAGCCAUGUGAUGGCAGGGACGAGUAGAGCUUGCGAUUUUUCUCGGCACAACUGCUGCCUUUCAAGUGCUCAGAUAUGUUUGUUUUGUUAGUUGAGGGAUCAUAAGUAUCGCUUUUUUGGUUAAACAAAACAGUGGAAUAGCUGAGGUUUUUUGCUUCCCCUUCUAGCAUUUUGCAGGUUAACUUCUUUAUCUGUUUAAUCAUAGUUCCUGAAAGUUUCUAUAGAUUACUUUGUCUCAUUUGGGAUAUUCUGCAACUUCUUUUUGUUUACCGAUAUUCACUGA